AGUAUAAGAUUUGCCUUGCUUGCAGCAAUCAGAGUCAUUUUCUUGGUUGCAUUGUCCUGGAGGAGGCUUUUUCCCUCUUAUUUUCCCACUGGGAUUGCAAGUUUUAGCCUCUGUGGUCAACCACUGGGUGACCACAAGAAGGAAAAUGAGAAAAAGGGUCUUGGAGCAAAAUUGGUUCUUCAUCCUUUUGUAUUUUUUUUUUUGUUUUUAGAUACCUUCUUUCUUUGGUUAGAUUUGUGAAAGUUGAUUUCGAGGUUGGCUCUAUAUAUAGAGACCAAGUAGUAAGUACAAGAAGUGAUAAAUGUUCUUUUUGUGUGCUUCUAAAAAUAAGAUAUUUUUGCAGUCUUUAUUUCAAAUAAGUGGGUUAUUCAAAUAAACUAAUACUAAAUAAAUUAAAUAGAGAAACGGGGCUUUUAGCUGUACCACCAUGUUUAAGCCAUAUUAAUUCUCCUAUAUGAUUCAGAAUCUACGUGGCGUCCUGGCAAAUUUAGAACCACAAAAUGUCAAAACAGAGUACCUGAAAAAGAAGCAUAUUUUAUCACGAAUUUUAUACAAAUGGCCUCACAAAGGUACGCGAAGAGGCCUUUAUUGUGAAACAAACAAUAGAGUAUUAUGCUAUUAUUAGCAUUAUUAUUAUUAUCUUUUUUUUUCCAUAUAUACUGAGGGAAUCAGAUUGUUUUUAUUUUUUUCUUCUGAGAAAGGGAAUCAGAUUGUUGAUGUGUACAAUUAGAAUAAUAUAUAUUAGACUUGAGAAAACUUUUCACGCAAGUGAUUUUGGAAUCUUGCUGCCUAGAAAAAUAAAACAAAUAAAAAGAGUUUGGCAUCUUGCUGUACUUACUACAGCAACAGUGUAUUGAAAGAGAAUAUACAUAAAAUACUGCUAUUUUGUCCCAGCAUCCAAGUCAAGUCAUCACCUCUAAGUUAGAAACUUUGUCUUGGUAGAUUAUAAUUAAGCAAAUGUUUUCCCCUAGAACCGUCCAAUGAUAACAACCCCUCUCUCAUGAAGAUUAUCCUAUUUUAUAUGUGAAACACUAGGAGUAGAUCGAUUUGACUCUUAUUCCAGUAAUAUUUUAACUGUUCUUAUAAUCAGAUGGAUUCGGGAAUAAAUUUCAAAAACCUUAAUGUGCAUGGUUUAAUCAGUACGUACCGUCAUGUUGAUAGUGAUCUGCUGUGAAAUUCCAAAACAAUAUAUUAUUAAUAUAUGUAUUGAUCUCUCUGAUGUAGCGGAGCACUAACUAAUAAAUAUAAGUACUACUAAAUCUCAUGCAAAGCAAAACUCAUUCAUUAUACAUAUAACAUAUACGCAAAUUUAAGUUAUUAAUAAGAGAGAAUAUCAAUCAAUAUCAAUAUGUCUAAUAAUAAUCACCGUAUUUUUCUCUUGGGACUAAUAAUUCUCUUUCUAACAUUAGUAUUAAUAAAUUGUGACGAGGGUGCAGCCUCAAAAUGCCGCCCGAGCGGUAGAAUCAAGGGAAAGAAGCUACCACCGGGCGAAUGCAUGGAGGACGACCUGUGCUGCGUGGAGGGCAGAAUGUACAAAGUCUACGAAUGCUCCCCCUCCGUAACUGCACACACCAAGGCCUAUAUGACAAUCAACAGCUUCGAGGGUGGCGGGGACGGUGGCGCCCCAGCCAAGUGUGACAACCGCUACUACUCGGAUGACACGCCCGUGGUGGCACUGUCGACGGGGUGGUACGAAGGUGGAAGCAGGUGCCUCAAGAACGUGACCAUCAGAGCCCCGAGUGGGCGUAGUGUGGAGGCGAUGGUGGUGGACGAGUGUGACUCCUCUGUGGGGUGUGGCAAAGAUGAGGACUACCAACCUCCAUGCGCCAACAACGUUGUUGAUGCCUCCAAGGCUGUUUGGAAAGCUCUUGGUGUUCCUCCUCGGGACUGGGGUGACUUGGAUAUUACCUGGUCUGAUGCCUAAUUCAUAACUAGUUCGCUCAUCAUCACUUUCCUUCUUCUAUAUAGUACAUUAAUAUCAAUAUUGAAUUUUCUUAUUCUUAUCCGUUGUGGAAGUCCUUGGCUAAGUUAAUCAUGUUCUUAUAUGAUUUUGUAUGAUUGUAGUGUGCAUCUAAAUCUGUAAUAUAUUUCUUAGUGUUCUGAUCUGUUGUUAAAGUAGCUAGUCCUAACUCCUAUGAGAACACUAUGGCUAAUUGGUGAAAUAAUAAAAUUAACUGUU
This is a messenger RNA of Cannabis sativa, 2179 nucleotides long. Its product is annotated as putative ripening-related protein 1. The record is from RefSeq and is a predicted model, not a curated record. Lineage: Eukaryota; Viridiplantae; Streptophyta; Magnoliopsida; Rosales; Cannabaceae. The transcript has a single exon. The coding region runs from base 1349 to 1924 and encodes 191 amino acids.